Molecule: messenger RNA, 606 nt
Organism: Penicillium concentricum
Lineage: Eukaryota; Fungi; Ascomycota; Eurotiomycetes; Eurotiales; Aspergillaceae
Exons: 1
Coding region: 1-606 (201 amino acids)
Source: RefSeq, a predicted model, not a curated record
AUGCCGAAGUGCACCCCUAUCGCUGCACCACUACGAGAGGCACUGAUCGAGUGCUUCCGAGCAGCCACCCGCCUCGUCCGCCCUGAACUACGUCGCCAACUCAUUCUAGUUGGCGGCGCUGGCAGUAUUGCCCACGACUCGGUAUUAUAUACCGAGGACGUGGAUGUUGCGGCCCCGAGCGAUGUCAUUCAUGACAUCUGCAAGGGAGUGAUGGACGGCACUGCCCGCUUUUCUCUCGAGCCCGACGGCAAGAUCGCGUUUGAUGCUUGUCAAGGAAUCCGCGUCCGAAUCGAUGUUAUCGAAAUCGGAGACGCCAUCGAACGGAUCCAUGUGGCAGAGCCCUUCUUCGACGGCUCUGUUGCGUCCAUGUCGGACUUACUGAGGCUGCGGGCCGUGACGGUGGUUGAACGUGGGAGCGAUGGCGAGGUAGCGGACUUUCGAUGGCUGUUGGCGGAGUUAGCAAAAGCAGGACAAAUAAUUCCAGGGCUCAAUGCAGAAGAGCUGGAGUAUAUGCGCGGAGCUGGGAGAUGCUGCCUGGAGGUUGUGGAUUGCCUAUUGUUAUAUUCAAUAUUACAAGAAGAGGACGGGAGAUUGGUGCUGUUGUAG